This is a messenger RNA of Conger conger (European conger), 673 nucleotides long. Its product is annotated as transcription factor HES-7.1-A-like. Gene Ontology annotation, biological process: anterior/posterior pattern specification; regulation of transcription by RNA polymerase II; regulation of neurogenesis. Gene Ontology annotation, molecular function: RNA polymerase II cis-regulatory region sequence-specific DNA binding; protein dimerization activity; DNA-binding transcription factor activity, RNA polymerase II-specific. The record is from RefSeq and is a predicted model, not a curated record. The transcript is spliced from 3 exons. NCBI's taxonomy places the organism in Eukaryota, Metazoa, Chordata, Actinopteri, Anguilliformes, Congridae. The coding region runs from base 77 to 673 and encodes 198 amino acids. Gene Ontology annotation, cellular component: nucleus.
GUUUCGCGACGAGAAAAAACAAGCGAUUACCGGACCAGACUGCACCGGUUUUUCCGACCAGGAAAGGAACUGAAACAUGAAGCUUCUUGAAGGAACUGAAACUGGAAAAGCGACUCAGAAAAAUAAUAGAAAGCUUCUGAAACCGCAGGUGGAGAAGCGUCGCAGGGAGAGAAUGAACCGCAGUCUGGAGAGUCUCAGAGCGCUGCUGUUGCAGGGGUCCCAGCACCAGGCGCUGUUGAGUGGUCGAGUGGAGAAAGCAGAAGUCCUGGAGCACAGCGUGCUCUUCCUGCAGAGUGUGGGCCACAGAGGGGCAGCUGAAGGCAGGCAUCAGCAGGACUUCCAGGACGGGUUCUCCCGCUGCCUGCAGCGAGCUGCGCACUUCCUGCGGGACAACAGGGAGGGAGCGCUGAGCUCCGCCCUCUCCCAUCGCCUGACGCACCCUGGCCAGGUCCCCAGAGCUCCCAUCAGCCCCCGCUCUACCCACGCUCAGCCCAAGGGACAGUGUGCCCAGCUGGGGGUGCAGAACUGCCCCUGCAACCAGCAGCAUGGAGCCCCCCUCAGGAAUAACCCCCCCCACCAACGCACAGCACACCCCAACCUGCCCCAGCGCCCCCACAGAGAGGCUCUCACACCCCCCACAAACAGCCCCUCUCUCUGGAGGCCCUGGCCCUGA